CCCUUCACCACACAUCACACACACUUAUAUAUAUAGGUGUAUAUAUAGUAGCUCUAAAUCUAAACCUUCAUUGUGAUCAUUACCAUGCCUUCCAUGGCUGAGCUGCAUAACUCAGAGUCCGAGUGCAGCGGCUCCUCCACCCCCAAAAACCACCUAAAGAGGCCCCGCGAUGCCGCCAAAGACGGCGGCGCCGCCCAAAAGAGAAGCAAAAGCAGCAGCGGAGGAAGCGGCAGCGCUCAUCCGGUAUACAGAGGAGUGCGAAUGCGGGCGUGGGGGAAGUGGGUGUCGGAGAUCCGCGAGCCGAAGAAGAAGUCGAGGAUCUGGCUCGGGACCUUCGCCACCGCCGAGAUGGCGGCGCGCGCCCACGACGUGGCCGCCCUGGCCAUCAAGGGCGGCGGCGCCAUCCUCAACUUCCCCGCGAUUUCCGCCCUCCUGCCCCGCCCCGCGACCUGCUCGCCGCGGGACGUGCAGGAGGCGGCCGCCAAGGCCGCCCAGAUGCUCCAUCUGGGCGGCGGCGAGGCAGCGGCCGCGGCGUCGCCCGCCACGACGACGACGUCCUCCUCGUCCUUUUCCGAAGAGGACGCCGCGUCGCCCGAGGAGGCCGCAGACCUCCUCGGGGAGAUCGUGGAGCUGCCGCGGCUGUGUGAAUGGGAUUUCUACAUCAAUCCGCCAUUGAUACAUAGCUUAGAUGAUUGUGGGCUUCUCUUGGGAGCUGAUGAUCAUCAUUCAAUGGUGAUUGAUGAUUUCAUGUCUGCAAAUUUUCAAGGUCUCUUAUGGAAUCAUCAUUGCUAAUUAAAAAAAAUCCCCAUCUUUUUUUCCAUUAAUUGUGUGUGUUUUUUUCUUUUUUUCCUUGAAAUUUCCCUUUCAAGAGUUUUGACCAUUUUACUCGUCUCCUCUUCCUCUUCCUCUUCCUCUUCCUCUUCCUCUUGGAUUAGAGCAUUCGCAUCGCAGUGCUCAAUCCAUGAGCGACACGUGGCAUGUUUCUAAUUUUGUUUGUUAUAAAUCUGUUCAAGAGUUGUGAUUAGUGUUAGAGGAGCGUAUUAUUAGUGUAGUGUUCGAGGUAUAGGCUCUUUUUCUCUAGUGAUUACUGUUGAUUUUUUUGUAUUUUUCUGAGGUUGUAACAAUAAUAUUAGAAAUAGAUUAAUGUAUAAAAAUGUGUGUUACCAAGAAGCAAUUAGUCAAUUGCUACUCUUCUUUA
This is a messenger RNA of Salvia splendens (bonfire salvia), 1198 nucleotides long. RefSeq names its product ethylene-responsive transcription factor ERF039. Gene Ontology annotation, biological process: regulation of DNA-templated transcription. The record is from RefSeq and is a predicted model, not a curated record. The transcript has a single exon. Lineage: Eukaryota; Viridiplantae; Streptophyta; Magnoliopsida; Lamiales; Lamiaceae. Gene Ontology annotation, molecular function: DNA binding; DNA-binding transcription factor activity. Bases 85 to 792 code for a protein of 235 amino acids.